AGGUUCAAUCCAACCAAGUUCUCCCUCGCGGAGCGGCCCGGUCGAAGACGUUGUUAUCUACGUCAGUGCUGGGAGGGGAGGCAAACAAUUACACUUUCUGUUCUUUUCGGGCGCCCCAAACUCGGGGUGGGACCGUCUGGUAAAAACCGGUAUCUGACGAGAGGCGGGCUCGCCCCAAAUGUGUAAAUUAGGCGUCUCGCAGUCAGUUCCGAACCGUCAUGGCGCAAAGGUUGAUGAACGGUGCUCAGCUAUGGGCGAUCUGCGCGGUGAUUUGUGUGAUCUACGGCGGUGUGAAAGCAGCUGAUCGAGUCACUGGCACGAUCAGGUUUCUGAUGUUCGACAGAGGUUCGAACCAGCUGGUCAACGUUCCGGACAGCAAUGCAGACUUCGCCAAAAGCAGUUGCAAGCCUAGUGAACAGUUUGCGAUCAUCGUGCACGGGUGGCGCGAAGGAACCGACUCGGAGUGGGUCGGCGACAUGGUGUCCAACUUUACCGUGCACCGGACGGGAUGUGUGAUGGUGAUGCAUUACGCCAACAACAGCCACACGAUCGAUUACUUCAACGAGUUGCUGCCUCAUUUUGACAAAUUAGCCAACGUGUUGGCCGCUCACCUGCGAAGGAUGGAGUCGAUCGGCUUUGAUCCGGCCAAGGGUCACAUCUUUGGGUUCAGCAUGGGCGCCCAUCUCGCGCUGGAAGGUUCCCGCAGGUUCGGACUUCAGAAAAUCAACAGAAUCGACGCGUGUGAUCCGGCAGGGCCCGGCUUCGACAACGUGCCGGAGCACAUGCUGCUGGAUCCGAAGCAGGCCGCCCGGCAGGUCCAGUGCAUCCACACGAGUGCCAACUUUGGGACGAGAAGGCGCGACUGUCACAUCAGCUGGAACAUGGGCAACUGCGGCCGGGACCAGGUGGCGGCCCGGCCGUUUCCCAAGGGGUCGCACGGGCUGUGUCCGUACUUUUACAACAGUGCGUUCGUGCAUCGGUUCCAUCCGGUGGCCAAGCCGAGGCAGUGCGUGUCCCAGCGAUUGGCGCACGGGUGGCCGCGGGAGCUGAGGAUGGGGUACCACUGCGAUAUGGACAGUGGAGUAUCUGGAGAACUGUUUUCGUUGACGACCCGGAACUUCCCUUUCACUGAUGAACAGGUGUUUGAUGGAACGAUUCCAUGAGUGAGUUUAGUUCUGUGUGUUGAAUAUUAUUUCAAUGGAA
This is a messenger RNA of Culex quinquefasciatus (southern house mosquito), 1203 nucleotides long. RefSeq names its product pancreatic lipase-related protein 2. The transcript is spliced from 4 exons. NCBI's taxonomy places the organism in Eukaryota, Metazoa, Arthropoda, Insecta, Diptera, Culicidae. Gene Ontology annotation, molecular function: lipase activity. The record is from RefSeq and is a predicted model, not a curated record. Bases 219 to 1163 code for a protein of 314 amino acids.